UUCCUUGUGACCGCCUUUCAUCCGGUACACGCGGUUAUCGUCGCUCGUUCACCUGCGGACAGUCCGACGUUAAUAAUUUUUUAACAUAUUCAGUGAUACCGGUUAAUUGAGUGGAGUCUUCCAGCUUUAUCGUUUCAUGUAUUAAAUUGUUACAAACGGAAAAAUUUCAUGAAAAUGGCGAGAUAUGGGCAGCGUCCCGAAAACGCCCUGAAACGGGCUAAUGAAUUCAUCGAGGUUGGUAAACCAGCGAGAGCCCUCGACACCCUUCAGGAGGUCUUCCGAAACAAGAAAUGGACGUACAGCUGGUCAGAAUCGGUCUUGGAGCCGAUAAUGUUCAAGUACUUGGAUCUGUGUGUGGAGUUGAAAAAAUCCCACAUAGCCAAGGAGGGUCUUUUCCAAUACCGAAACAUGUUUCAAUCCGUGAACGUUGGUAGUUUGGAGAAUGUAAUUCGUGGAUAUCUGCGUAUGGCAGAGGAAAAAACGAAUGCAGCAAGGAAGCAGAGUCAACAAGCAGUGGUUGACAUCGACGAUCUGGACAAUUUAGCAACACCAGAGAGUAUUUUACUGUCAGCAGUGAGUGGAGAGGAUGCUCAAGAUCGAAGUGAUCGGACUAUCUUGACUCCGUGGGUGAAAUUUCUCUGGGAGUCUUACUGCCAAUGCCUCGAAUUACUGAGAACAAAUGCCCACGUUGAGACUCUUUACCACGAUAUUGCUCGAAUGGCAUUCCAAUUUUGUCUCGAGUACAACCGUAAAACGGAGUUUCGCAAACUCUGCGAGAAACUUCGUAAACACUUGGAGGAAAUCUGCAAGCUCCCCCAACUGGUGUCUAACGUGUCUAUGAACAAAACUGAGACUCAGCAGCUCAAUCUCGAGACACGUCUGAUUCAACUGGACUCGGCCAUUCAAAUGGAACUCUGGCAAGAGGCUUACAAGGCUACUGAGGACAUUCAUGGCCUGAUGAAUCUCUCGAAAAAGCUCCCAGUUCCGAAAACAAUGGCCAACUACUAUCAGAAAUUGGCAAUGGUCUUUUGGAAGGCUGGUAACUAUCUUUUCCACGCAGCAGCACUCUUGAAGCUCUUCCAGUUGUCCAAAGAGAUGAAGAAAAAUAUGUCGCCUGAUGAACAGCAGAGGAUGGCUAAUAGAGUUCUCUUGGCGACACUUUCUAUUCCCCUACCAUCAGCGCAUCCUGAAUUCGAUCGAUUCAUUGAGACUGACAAAUCUCCAUUGGAGAAAGCUCAGAAAUUAGCUAUUCUUCUUGGGCUUAGCCAACCACCAACUCGAGCAUCACUUCUCAGAGACGUUGUGCGCCUGAAUGUUGUUAAUCUAGCGUCACCCCAACUUCAGGAUCUUUACUCGUGGCUAGAGAAAGAUUUUCAUCCAUUGGAGUUGUGCUCACGCGUCCAGUCGGUCAUUCAAACACUUCAAGUCGAUGAGACAAGUACACUUGCUCAAUACGUUCCAGCACUUCAGGAUGUCACUCUCGUUCGUCUUGUUCAUCAAGUGUCUCAAGUUUAUCAAACUAUACAAUUCGCGCGACUCAUAGAGCUCGCUAAAUUCACGACAGCUUUCCAUCUCGAGCGUCUCUUAGUCGAUUGUGUUCGAUACAACGACAUGCAGAUUAGAAUUGAUCAUGGUAAACGUUGCAUUCACUUUGGUGUUGACUUGAGUGAAGCACAACGUGAAGAUCAUCCAGAUGGACCAGUUCUUCAAGCGAUGCCAUCAGAACAGAUUCGUUGUCAAUUGGUCAAUAUGGCAACUGUCCUUCAUCGUGCCAUCAGCGUCAUCAAUCCCAAUAAACGUAAACAGGAACGUGAGAAAUUGCGUAAUGCCAUGGUUGCACUUUACCAUGAAACAAAGAGCAAAGAACACCAGAGAAUUCUCGAGAGACAAGUUAUCAUUGAACAACGUAAAGAGUACAUUGAACGUGUCAAUACGAUACGCGAGGAAGAAGAGAUGCGAAGACUGGAGGAACUUCAUCGUCAACACUUGAUGGCUGAGCAAAAACGUUUGGAGCAGGAGCGUGAGGAGCGUGAAAGAAAACGACAACAGAGUGAAAUUCAACAGAUCAAGGAUCGCCAUCUCAAGGAAAAAAUGCAGCAGAUAUCUCAAACGAGUCAUGGACAGAAGGUUCUCAAGAAACUCGAUGAGGAUGAGAUUAAAAAACUUGAUGCCGAACAAAUUGCUGCUAGAGAAGCUGAAGAGCUUCAGAAGGAGCGUCGUGAAAUGCAACAGAAACUUAAAUCACAGGAGAAGAAGGUUGAUUAUUUGGAGCGAGCCAAGAGAAUUGCUGAAAUUCCACUGCUGGAGAAGGCGGUCGAGGAACAACAAGAACAGGCAAAACAAUGCUGGGAACAACAAGAGGAGGAAAGAAUUCUCGCUGCUAUUGAGGAGCAUAAUCAAGCUGUAGCCACUCGUGAGCGUAUGCUGAAGAUGAAAGAGGAUGCUGAAUUUUUCCUAUCGAAAAUUCUUUCAGAACGCAAAAAUGCAUAUCUCGAAAAAUUGGCUGAAUUUGAGAUUAAAUUCAAUGAGGAACGGGCCAAACGCCUCCAGGAGAGGAGAGCCCAGAGGAAAGCUGAGAGGAGAGAGAAGUGGGAGAGGGAGAAGGCUGAGGCUGCUGAACGAAAAUAUCAGGAGGAGCUUCGCCUCAAGCAGGAGGAGGAGAGGAAGCGCAUAGAGGAGGAACGAGCUAAGCGUGAUGAGGAAGAUAGAAUUAGGCGGGAGGAAGAAGCUGCUAAGGAAGCCGAAAGAUUGGAGAAACUUGCAAAGCAGGCUGAAAUUAUCAGGGCUAAGGAAGCUGAAAUUGAACGCAAACUUGAUGAAGACAGACGCAAGCAUCUCGAACCUACGCGCUGGCGACGAACACAAAAUCCUGAACGUGAACAACGCUCUGAUCGUCCUGAACGCGUUGGUUUCAAGGCUGGUGAACGUGAAAAACCAACUGAAAUGUCUUCCUGGCGAGGUGAAUCUAAGGAUGAAUUCAAACCCAGGGAUGACAGGGAGGACGAUCGCAGGCGUAGGGAAGAUGAGCGAGCACCACUGCCAAGUAAAUGGAGUGGAUAUAACAGGGAAAAAGAUAGGGAUUCCAGAUUCGAGAAGACACCCAAUCGUAAUAUGGGAUCAUCUUGGAGAGACCGUAGGGAUGACAGGCGUGAUGGGGAUGAUAGGCGAAGUGAUUUUCGUAAAGAUGAUAGGCGUGAUGAUAGGCUGGGGGAGAGAGGCCCACCAAAACCGCUAGAUGGACUUCGCCGUGCGCCCGACGAUGAUAGACCCAGAUACCAACGCUCCUCUGCAUCUACGGAAGGCUCCUGGCGCUCCAGAGAGAGCCACGACUCACCACGCGAUCCACCACCUAAGCGUGAUGAGAGAGACGAUCGUGACCGUCGAGAUGAUAAACCGAAACGUGAAGAGCGACGAGAGGCGCCAGAGGAUGAGGGCUGGUCGCGUGUAGUUAAACGCUAAGAAUUCAUAGAAUUUGUUUCAUUUUUCAAUACUGAGAACGGAAAAAUAGGAAAAUUCAAAUAAUCUUUAUGGAUAGUUUGCUGAACACUGGAAAUACACACGCUUCGAUUUUUCCGGGGUAUUUGAACACUAUUAUGGAAGCCAUAAAAUCAUUUUUAUAACCAGACUUUUUACCGUUAAUCAUUGAUACAGGAAUGGGAAUUCAUAAAUUUAUUUGAAUUUUUAUUUUUCCAUAUUCAUUGCAGUUCUGAGUAUUGAUUCAAAUGUGAAUUAAACAUACUUAUUGUGCUAUGUAAUAAAUGAAAUGGAACUGACCUGAGAAAUCCAAGUUGAAUUAAGGGAUUUACCAUAAUGAUGAUUAUGUAUGUCAGCAAUGAGGUUCGAUAUUGCGAGAUCGAUAUGCCUCUAUUAAUAAACCUCUUAUAUCUUAAAA
Diachasmimorpha longicaudata is the source of this 3892-nucleotide messenger RNA. It is a transcript of the gene eIF3a, whose product is annotated as eukaryotic translation initiation factor 3 subunit A. Lineage: Eukaryota; Metazoa; Arthropoda; Insecta; Hymenoptera; Braconidae. Gene Ontology annotation, molecular function: mRNA binding; translation initiation factor activity. Gene Ontology annotation, biological process: formation of cytoplasmic translation initiation complex; translation reinitiation. The transcript has 3 exons. Gene Ontology annotation, cellular component: eukaryotic translation initiation factor 3 complex, eIF3e; multi-eIF complex; eukaryotic translation initiation factor 3 complex, eIF3m. The record is from RefSeq and is a predicted model, not a curated record. Bases 169 to 3459 code for a protein of 1096 amino acids.